CACAGACACACACAUACAGGUUCAAGUUAUGCAGAGCAAUAUGAACAACGAGAAAACGGCUUGCCCCUCAGGUGCCCUUCCCCUGGGAGAUGACAGGCUGCCUGGUAGAGGAAGGAAGAAAAAAAAUUGUAUUUUAUUUUUCCAGUGAGCUUUACAGCUCAGUAAAGUCUUUGCCUAGUCGUGGGCAAAAAGCAUGAGACAAUAUUCUAAAGGAAGCCAAUGGCGAGGCUGCCUGCCCCCGUUGUAAGUUCUAAGAAAUGAGAUCAUUCCCUUGACUUGGCAGCUGGGACAAGGGAUCACCCCAGCUCUGUCUUCCAAUCUCGUCUACCCCGGUCACUGCAGGGUUAAAAUUUGGGGGUUUGCUUGAGGUAGGGUUUGCCUCUUCAUUUCUUUAUUUUUCAAUUGUGCGUUUGCUCUGGAAUAUAAAAUUGCUCACCCCUCCCCCGUGUAUGUUCCUUUAACGCCGUGAAGGUGUAUUCACAGAUGUAUCUUCAUGCCCAGUAAAAAGUUAAAUCAGAGACGAGAGCCUUAUUUUCUAUGGCAGAAUAAGUAUUUUAAUGUCUGCUAACCCUGUCACUAACACACAUUCUUUUAAGGGAAAAAAAUGCUUCUGUGCUCUAGUUUUAAAAUGCAAAGGUAUGAUGUUAUUUGUCACCAUGCCCAAAAAAGUCCUUACUCGAUAACUUUGCCAGAAGAGGGAGAGAGAGAGAAGGCAACUGUUCCCCCAGCUGUUUCCUGUCUACAGUGUCUGUGUUUUGUAGAUAAAUGUGAGGAUUUUCUCUAAAUCCCUCUUCUGUUUGCUAAAUCUCACUGUCACUGCUAAAUUCAGAGCAGAUAGAGCCUGCGCAAUGGAAUAAAGUCCUCAAAAUUGAAAUGUGACAUUGCUCUCAACAUCUUCCAUCUCUCUGGAUUUCUUUUUUGCCUCAUUAUUCCUGCUAACCAAUUCAUUUCCAGACUUUGCACUUCAGAAGCCAUGGGAAAAAUCAGCAGUCUUCCAACCCAAUUAUUUAAGUGCUGCUUUUGUGAUUUCUUGAAGGUGAAGGUGCACAUCAUGUCCUCCUCGCACCUCUUCUACCUGGCCCUGUGCUUGCUCACCUUCACCAGCUCCGCCACAGCGGGGCCGGAGACGCUCUGCGGGGCUGAGUUGGUGGAUGCUCUUCAGUUCGUGUGUGGAGACAGGGGCUUUUAUUUCAACAAGCCCACAGGGUACGGCUCCAGCAGUCGGCGGGCACCUCAGACGGGCAUCGUGGAUGAGUGCUGCUUCCGGAGCUGCGAUCUGAGGAGGCUGGAGAUGUACUGCGCACCCCUCAAGCCCUCCAAGUCAGCUCGCUCCGUCCGUGCCCAGCGCCACACUGACAUGCCCAAGGCUCAGAAGCAUCGGCCCCCAUCUACCAACAAGAAAGCAAUGAAGUCUCAGAGGAGAAGGAAAGGUGGGCCAAUGAAACACCCAGGAGGGAGGCAGAAUGAGGGGGCAGAAGCAUGUCAGCAGAUCAGAGGACAGAAGAAAGAGCAGAGAAGGAAGGCUGGAAGUAGAAACUCUGAACACAGAGGCCAAAGAGGAAAAUGGACGCAAGAAGUAGCACGCAGACAGAGGCAAGGGCAAUGAGAGAGAAACAGACAGCAGAAAAGAAAGCAGGAAACGCCAUAGAGGAAAUGAAGACACAUGGCCUGGUGGAGCGAGAUAACACAUGAUGGAAGGAAGAGGAGUAAACAUGCUGUAGAAUGUAGCUAUAAACAGUGGAGAAAAUGGAAAAGAAAAAUGUAAUACCCAAGAAAGUCCAAAGAAACCACAGUGCCAAGAAUGAAAAAAGAAAUAAAAGAAGGAAACAUGACACAACACCACCCCUCAAAAAAAAUUUUUUAAUAAGAGUAAAAAAAAAUGUAAGAUAAAAAAUCAAGGCAUUGAUAUGCAUUUCUUAAAAAUUUUAUAUGAAUCUAUUAUAGAAGAAUUGCCCAUGUCAAUAUAAGUCCAGAGUUAAAUAUUAGCCUAAAAUUCUCUGCAAGACUGAAUUGUGUCAUAGAAGUUCCCAGAUUUCCUUUCCUGCAGUGCAACUGGAGGCUGCAUUUCUUAGUCAAGUCCAGAUUUGGGGCCAAAGGACAUCCAGUAUUUGCUUAGUGGCCUGUGAGGCCUGUGAGGUAACCUGUGAGAGACAGUCACUGACCUUUGUUGUUUUUUUUUUUGCACUUUGGAAUUCUGAUGUCUGACUGCUGCCUUCUGAUUCUACCUCCUAGAAAUCUCUCUUUCUCUCAUGAGUGCGCACGUGCACACACACACACACACACACACACACACCUCUAGAUGUCUAGAUCUCA
Messenger RNA from Loxodonta africana (African savanna elephant), 2313 nucleotides. It is a transcript of the gene IGF1, whose product is annotated as insulin like growth factor 1. The transcript has 4 exons. The record is from RefSeq and is a predicted model, not a curated record. The coding region runs from base 974 to 1606 and encodes 210 amino acids. Gene Ontology annotation, biological process: regulation of protein phosphorylation; insulin-like growth factor receptor signaling pathway; cell population proliferation. NCBI's taxonomy places the organism in Eukaryota, Metazoa, Chordata, Mammalia, Proboscidea, Elephantidae. Gene Ontology annotation, molecular function: insulin-like growth factor receptor binding; growth factor activity; hormone activity. Gene Ontology annotation, cellular component: extracellular region.